Molecule: messenger RNA, 2220 nt
Organism: Athene cunicularia (burrowing owl)
Lineage: Eukaryota; Metazoa; Chordata; Aves; Strigiformes; Strigidae
Gene: KCNJ13
Product: potassium voltage-gated channel subfamily J member 13
Biological process (GO): potassium ion import across plasma membrane; regulation of monoatomic ion transmembrane transport
Cellular component (GO): plasma membrane
Molecular function (GO): inward rectifier potassium channel activity
Source: RefSeq, a predicted model, not a curated record
AUGAGACAUACAAACCCAUUUUUUAGAACUUUUUUUUUUUAAAAAAAAAAAAAAAAAGGAUCCCUACCAACCACUUGUGGGACGUUUCUUGCCAGUGUUGAGACCAAUACACAAGACCAGCCCAGUCCCUCUCCUGGAGCCCAGGUGUUCCUCUUCUGCACACAAACCCUUCAAAAACCGAAGAUGACAACAGAUAUGAUAGAGUGCAAUAACACCAAAUCCAGUGCUCCCCUCCUCACCCAAAGAUACCUGCGGAUGGUGACCAAGGAUGGACACAGCACACUCCAGAUGGAUGGCGCCCAAGGAAAAGGUCUGGCAUACCUCCGAGACGCAUGGGGAAUAUUAAUGGACAUGCGCUGGAGAUGGAUGAUGCUUGUCUUUUCUGCUUCUUUUGUCAUUCACUGGCUAGUCUUUGCUGUGCUUUGGUAUUUGCUGGCUGAGAUGAAUGGGGACCUGGAGCUGGACCACGAUACUCCACCUGACAACCACACUAUAUGUGUCAAGUACAUCACCAGUUUUACAGCUGCUUUCUCCUUCUCACUGGAGACACAACUCACAAUUGGUUAUGGCACUAUGUUCCCAAGCGGGGACUGUCCCAGUGCUAUUGCACUGCUUGCAAUACAAAUGGUCCUGGGGCUCAUGCUGGAAGCCUUCAUCACAGGUGCUUUUGUGGCAAAGAUUGCUCGGCCAAAGAAUCGGGCGUUCUCCAUCCGUUUCACCCGCUCUGCCGUAGUGACACACACCGAGGGGAAGCCAUACCUCAUGUUCCAGGUGGCCAACACACGCUCCAGCCCACUGACUAGUGUCCAGAUUUCUGCUAUACUUUACCAAGAACAAGAGAAUGGGCAGCUGCACCAAACGAGCGUGGACUUCCACCUAGACAGCGUUACUUUGAAUGAGUGUCCUUUUUUCAUCUUUCCACUGACCUACUACCAUUUAAUCACUUCAUCCAGCCCUCUGGCUGCUCUCCUCCAGAAAGAAGCUGCUCACCAUUUUGAGCUGGUUGUCUUUCUGUCAGCUGUGCAGGAGGGCACAGGAGAAACGUGUCAAAGGAGAACAUCCUACCUCUCCUCAGAGAUCAUGCUGCACCAUCACUUCGCCUCCCUGCUAGCACGCAAUGCCAAAGGUGAAUAUCAGAUCAAGAUGGAGAAUUUUGACAAGACUAUUCCUGAGCUCCCAGCUGCAGCUGACUCAAAGAGUCCAAAAAGGACUGACAAGGAGAUCCGCAUCAAUGGACAGCACGCCGACAGCUUCCAGCUCUCUGAGACUGGCCUCACAGAAUAGAGAGAACAGACUUUGAACUUUGUGCUUUUAUAAUUAUUAUUACAUUAAAUUUUCAGGUUUCAGUUAAAAUCUUCCUUCCUUGCCUGCCCUGCCAUCCUCUAGUGAUCUUUCUCUUGUACACUCAUCCUUUUGAUUACAACAUGAUACACAGAGUAAAAUCUUCUGUGCCCAUGUAAACUGAGGAAAGGCUGGAUUAACCACCCAGGACAAGUCAGGUACAAGAAUCACAGUACUAAUUCUUGGAUAUUAAAAAAGAGCUACCUGCUGAAUUCACCAGACUAUGAUUAAAGCCGCACUGACUCUGAAUGAAAAGACCUUCAAAACUCCCAAAGCUAACCAAAAAUCAUAAUUGACCAGCUUGUGCCAAAAUGGACAACAAUACAAAGAAAAAGCUCGGUCAAAACCAAUAUGGGGUAAUAAGUAACAAUAUUAGUUCUGAGAUAAGCAACACUGUUUAUUCAAGAUCUUAAUUUUUCUGUUCUUUUAACUCUUUGGGAAUACAGAGUUGUAUCAGUUUUCAGAUGGCUGAAUUCAGUCUUAGAAAGUACUGCCAAGCUCUCAUGGCAGUGAAAAGCACUCCUGCUGUGCUUAAUGAGCAAAAUUGUAAAUACUAACUGUAGUUCUUCAUUCUGCCAAAUAAGAGAACAUCUCAUUUCAAGACAUGUCUAUGAAGACACUAUCAAAAAAAUCUUGAUGUCUAUGACAAAUGUCACAGUGGAAAUUUUUUUCAUAUUUGGAAACACUGAAUAAAUUAUUUAGCAAUGGAAAACAGACUGUUAUAAAUGAAUUAAUGUACUUUUUAAAAAAAGAACCAUACAUUCCACAUGUUCUCACCUUUGCGCUGCUUGUCUCAAGUAGAUCUGACAUGAGUAGAACUGAAUCCAUUUAUAUUUUAUGCUUUUUAACAUCAAUAUUUGCCUGUACACACAGCACAAA